Messenger RNA from Dictyostelium purpureum, 1446 nucleotides. RefSeq lists its product as uncharacterized. The transcript is spliced from 3 exons. The record is from RefSeq and is a predicted model, not a curated record. Gene Ontology annotation, cellular component: nucleus; precatalytic spliceosome. Lineage: Eukaryota; Evosea; Eumycetozoa; Dictyosteliales; Dictyosteliaceae. The coding region runs from base 1 to 1446 and encodes 481 amino acids. Gene Ontology annotation, biological process: mRNA splicing, via spliceosome. Gene Ontology annotation, molecular function: RNA binding; zinc ion binding.
AUGCGAAUAAAAAAAUAUCAUUAUAAAAUGAGUAAUGCUAAACAUUAUUGUAAAUAUUGUAAUAUUUUCGUUCAAAAUAAUAUUUCAAUAAAGAACCACGAAGAAGGAUGGAAACAUAAAAACAAUGUAACUAAAUAUAUAUCGAAUCAAAAUAGAGAGAAAAAGAAUCAGGAAAGAGAACAAAAGAACCAAGAAAGAGAAAUUAAAAAGAUUAUAGAUUCAGGUUCAAAAGCAUUUAGAGAAAAGGAUCUUAGUAGAGUUUUAGAUGAAAAAAAGAGACAGCAAAUAGAGCAACAACAGCAACAACAGCAAGCAGCCUAUUAUCAACAAUAUUACCAACAACAACAACAACAACAACACCAAGACCCUCAACAAGCAGCAUAUUAUCAAUAUUAUAACCAACAACAACAACAACAACAACAACAGGAGAAAAAGAAUCAAGAAAAGGGGGAAACAGAGGAAGAUGACUUAGAUUUAAAAACUGAUGACGAGAAAUUGGAGGCUAUAAAAAGACAACAGAGAGAAUAUAUAAAUAAAAAUGACUAUUAUAAUUAUUAUCAAGAAAGACAGCAACACAUAUAUGAUUUUUAUAAAGAAGAGGAAAAAAUUGUAAAGCCAGAGCCACCAAUAAAUAAAAGUCUAUAUGGUUAUACCGAUUCACCACCCCCCUCAAUUAGAUCAUCUGUAUCUUCAACUGUUACAACCUCAUCUACUGAUACUUCGACUUCAUCUGCCAACAAUUCACCAAAUAGUUUAAAUCAAAAGAAAAGAAAAAAAGAUGAAUGUGACUCACCAACCCCAUUAAAGAUAUCCAGGGAAAACAGGAAUAUUAAUUCAAAUGGCAACGAUAGUGAAAAUAAUAAAGCAGCAGAAGAAGAAGAUAAAAAAGAGGACGAGGAAGAGGAUAAUGAAGGUAAAGAGGAGCAAGAAGAGCAAGAGGAGCAAGAGGAGGAAGAAGAGGAGGAAGUUGAUCCAAACGAAAGUAUUGUUGGUCAAUGGGAAACAGUAGCCCCCCAAGAGAGUGUAUUUCAAUCAGAUAAAAGAUUUGCAGAAGAGGAUGAGGACGAUCAAGACAAUACAGGUAAUAAUGGUAAAGAUGAUGAUGAUAAAAAUUACUCUGAUCCUUCAGAUGUAGAUAGCGAAGAAGAGGAAGUCAAUAUUACCAGAAGAGCGUUUGCUAAUCAAAAAAAACCUUUAUCUAAUGUAAUCUCACCAACAAUUCCAUCAACUUCAAAAUCAUUCGAAAAUAAAUUAUCAUUUAAUAAAUCAGGUGUAUUCUCAAUUAACUUGGGUAAUGGUGGCAAUAAUAAUAAUAAUAAUACUACAGAAACCACAACAACUUCUACAUCACCAGAAAAGCCCGCUCAACCAAUACAAUUAAAAUUUAAUAAACCAUUAAAACAAAGAAAUAUAAGAAAAACAAAUGUAGAGGAUAAACAAGCUUAA